Molecule: messenger RNA, 3009 nt
Organism: Carassius carassius (crucian carp)
Lineage: Eukaryota; Metazoa; Chordata; Actinopteri; Cypriniformes; Cyprinidae
Product: flotillin-2
Exons: 11
Coding region: 184-1470 (428 amino acids)
Biological process (GO): protein localization to plasma membrane; regulation of myoblast differentiation
Cellular component (GO): plasma membrane
Source: RefSeq, a predicted model, not a curated record
ACUGUCACGCACCACCCUUCUUCCUUCCUGGGAUGGGUAGAGUCGCCUGUGUGGACAAACAUUUAUUCUCUCACUAGGGCCGAGAUUUGUUCAUUUUACGAGUCAAAAAUCUGCUAAAUAAACGCUUUGUUUAAUAGAUAGGAAUAGACACGAAAGGAUUAUUGUUUGGGAUUAAACGCAAGUAUGGGUUGCUGCCUGACUGUUGGACCAAACGAAGCGCUCGUUGUGUCAGGUGCCUGUUGUGGGUCAGAUGCAAAGACGUAUGUGGUGGGAGGCUGGGCGUGGGCAUGGUGGCUUAUAUCAGACACACAGAGAAUUACACUAGAGAUUAUGACACUACAGCCUAAGUGUGAAGACGUGGAGACAGCAGAGGGAGUCGCUAUUACAGUGACAGGAUGUGCUCAAGUCAAGGUUAUGACUGACCAAGACUUGCUGGCGGUUGCCUGUGAGCAGUUUCUGGGGAAGUCUGUCAUGGAAAUCAAGGCUGUGGUUCUGCAAACCCUAGAAGGACAUUUGCGUUCUAUCUUAGGUACUUUGACAGUGGAGCAGAUCUACCAGGACAGAGAUGAGUUUGCUCGGCUGGUGAGGGAGGUGGCAGCUCCUGAUGUGGGCCGGAUGGGCAUUGAGAUCCUCAGCUUCACUAUAAAAGAUGUCUAUGAUAAACUGGACUACCUGAGCUCUCUUGGAAAAACACAGACAGCGGCUGUACAAAGGGACGCGGACAUCGGAGUGGCUGAGGCAGAGAGGGAUGCUGGGAUUAGAGAAGCUGAGUGCAAGAAAGAAAUGAUGGAUGUGAAGUUCUUGGCGGACACUAGAAUGGCCGACUCCAAACGAGAGCUGGAGCUGCAGAAAGCUGCUUUCAAUCAGGAAGUGAACACUAAGAAAGCUGAGUCUCAGCUUGCCUAUGAACUACAGGCAGCUAAAGAGCAGCAGAAGAUCAGAUUGGAGGAGAUUGAAAUCGAGGUUGUUCAGAGGAAAAAACAGAUCUCCAUCGAGGAGAAAGAGAUUGAGAGGACAGAGAAGGAGCUGAUUGCGACGGUCAAGCGUCCUGCUGAAGCAGAGGCUUACAAGAUGCAGCAACUAGCUGAAGGACAAAAGUUGAAGAAAGUGCUGAUUGCUCAGGCCGAGUCAGAGAAGAUCAGGAAGAUCGGAGAGGCAGAGGCCAUCUCUAUCUCAUCUGUGGGGAAGGCUGAGGCCGAGAGUAUGAGGCUGAAGGCAGAGGCCUACCAGCAGUACGGAGAGGCCGCCAAGACUGCGCUUGUCCUAGAAGCGCUGCCCAAGAUUGCUGGAAAGGUAGCGGCUCCUCUGGCCAGGACCAAUGAGAUUGUUAUUCUGAGUGGGGAUGGAAGCCGUGUGACCGGAGAAGUGAACCGCCUCCUCGCCGAACUGCCCGUGUCUAUUAAUGCACUCACGGGUGUGGACCUGUCCAAGAUGCCUCUGUUGCAGAAGAUGACAGGUGCUCAAGCAUGAAGUCAAUCAGUUGCGUCUCCUUCAUGAUGUGUUGUAUGCACUCACAGAAACUGCCUUUAGAAGAUUUUAAUUAAAAAACAAAACAAAAACAAGUAGAUUUUGAUACCUCUGGUGCCUUAAUCUAUCAUAGGACCAGAAUUUCUGCAUGCACUGCUGCUCCCACAUUCUGCAGUUCACUUUAUUUUUCAAUCAUCGUGCAUCACAUACGUCAGAGACCAUCAGGACAACCACUAAUGAUUUUUGUUUUGUUUUGUUAUAUAUUUUUGUAGUGUCAUCAUUCAAAACUCAGCCUAUCACACUUUAUUCUUUACUAUUUUAUACACUUUAUUUUCAUCUCUACACUACUCAGACACUUUAACACUCAAUGGUGAGUCAGCUUUAGAUUACAAUCAAAUCUUUUUAUCUAUCCAAAGUCAAGUGUCACUUAGGUUAAGUCAUAUUUCUAACUAAAACGAGGCGACUUUACCUUUCAGAUCCUACCAUGAUUUCUAACAUUCAGGAAAUCUGCCACUGAUGUAUGGUUGCGAGUAGCAGUCAGUAUACUAAGCUCUUGGGCAAAACCAUUGCCUUACGGGUAAAAAUCAGUGUCAUCUUCGAUAGAAUCAAGCCAAGUGCUCCUCUUCUGUUUAAAUGUUGCUGACACAUAAACAAACAUGGCCUUCAGAAACCGAUCCAUCUUCUGAAUGACCGUGCAAGUCACCUGAGCUCAACAAUAGUUCAGAUCACUUUUUUGCCAGUAGAUUUUGAUUGUAUGUGUGCUUUGUUUUGUUUAUGUUAUUGGAGAUAUAUCAUUGGCUGUUAGCAAACUCAUGUCUGGACAUCCAACCAAUCCGAUGCUUUUGAUAUAGUUUCAUGACAACAGAGUUGAGCCAUUUUUAAAACAGUUUUGUAUAGUUGUAUGACAUCUAUUCCUAACAAAAUCUUUCUACAUAUUAACACGAGUUACAUGAGAUUAAUUUAAAAAUCACCCUUUAUGCACAUUAACAUUCUGUUCUGUAGUGGUUAAUCUAGAUUGUGUAUUCUUUUGUCACUGUGAAAGUUAUAUUACCUCGUUUUCCUCAUUCGGUUCAUAGCGAGUAGGGUUUGACAUGUUUGUACAUUUAUUCUAUUGGGUUCAGUAGUGCUGUGAAGGGGCAAAGUCACUUUUCCUUUUUUAUUUGUCAAACUCUAGUUUUUAUGUUUGAUUAAUUCAGAACUAUUAAAGCCAUGUCAUGACAAGUUUAGAGCAUCGUAGACUAGUUAUGUGCUUUUGUAUGCAAUGUACUAUACUGUGUAUUGGACAAACAUUAUAGGAACUCUAGAAUUGUAUGGCAGGAUAAAGCUCAGAUGCGCUGUUCUUUAGUGGGACAAAAGAUACACGAAUUAACCCCAAAUAUGCCAUUGACGAUGUUGGGAUUAUUUGGUAGUUUUAUACAUACUCUUUACACAGAAUUAACUGAGCAUGUUUAUGGUGCAUGUAUUUCCAAAUGUAAUAAAUGUAAUGUGAUCCUGUUUAUCUCGAUGUUCUUUCAUUCUAUUAAAGUGCUCAUAUAAACUGUG